AUGGAAAAUUUCGAAGAGUUUCUUAAACAGUCCACUGUCAGAGGGGCCAACAAAGUACCUGGCGCGAUUAUGGCUGUUGUUGACAAGGACGGUAACUACAUCUACAAGAACGCAUCAGGAUAUAGUGGCGUUGGGGCAGAUGCGGAACCUUUAAGUUUCGAUUCCACCCUUUUCGUUGCGUCUUGCACGAAAGUCAUUACUACCAUCGCGUCUCUCCAGCUUGUUGAACGCGGAAUCGUUGGAUUGGAUGAUCCUCUUGACGACUAUCUCCCAGAGUUAGCCUCCCAGCCGAUUGUUACGCAAAACGACGAUGGAGAUUUCGUGUAUCAUACACCUACGCAGUCAGUUACACUACGUCAUCUCAUCACGCACUCGAGCGGAGCAGCACAAGAUUGGAUGACCCCAGUCUUGAAAGCAUGGCGCCACUCUCGAGGUGAAGUACCGGUAAUGCUUACCGACGGUGACGUUGCAAAAGGUUGUGCUUAUCCCCGAACCUCUGAGGCGGGGUCGAGCUGGAUGUACACCAGUGGCUUAGACUGGGCAAGCCUUCUCGUGGAGCGCCUCACAGACACAGGAUUCGAGGAGUAUGUCGAGAAACACAUCAUUCAACCGCUCAGCAUCUCUUCAUUCACCUGGCACCUAUCGCAUAAACCUGAUGUGGCCAAAAAACUCAUGCGCAUGACGACGCGUCAGGACGAUGGCACACUGACCAAUAGCACGACGCCAAUCUGGCCUGAUCCUGUGAAGGAGGGAGGCGGGUCAGGGAUGUACUCUAACGUGCACGACUUCACCCGCGUACUAGCCGACCUACUCAAGGACUCCCCUACGCUUUUAAAAAGAUGCAGUGUACAGGAGAUGUUUACCGCACAAUUUGUGCCUGGUAGCUCCUCGCACAAGGCCCUUAUUAGUUUGGCGCCAUUCUCAUACCAAUGCUCCGUCGGAGGGAGUAUGGAUGGCGUGGACGCGAACCAAGGACUUAGCGGCUUGCUGGUUACUAAUGAUGUUGAUCGCGACGACUUCUUCAGGCCGAAGGCUACGUUGGCGUGGACAGGCUUACCGAACCUGCUCUGGAGCAUCAAUCGCGAGCGCGGGCUUGCGCUGUUCAUAGCAACACAAGUCAUGCCAUGGGGAGACAGCAAAACCUGGGAACUAAACAAGAGGUUUGAGACUGCCGUUUGGCGAACUAUGUCAAAAGUUUGUAAAGAGUAG
Molecule: messenger RNA, 1209 nt
Organism: Boeremia exigua
Lineage: Eukaryota; Fungi; Ascomycota; Dothideomycetes; Pleosporales; Didymellaceae
Product: beta-lactamase/transpeptidase-like protein
Exons: 2
Coding region: 1-1209 (402 amino acids)
Source: RefSeq, a predicted model, not a curated record